Molecule: messenger RNA, 666 nt
Organism: Cryptosporidium muris RN66
Lineage: Eukaryota; Apicomplexa; Conoidasida; Eucoccidiorida; Cryptosporidiidae
Exons: 1
Coding region: 1-666 (221 amino acids)
Biological process (GO): regulation of lipid metabolic process
Cellular component (GO): mitochondrion
Source: RefSeq, a predicted model, not a curated record
AUGGACAUAGCAUUUGAGCUAUCAAGAACGAUAAUUAAUACUUGUAGUAAGCGUGUGGUUGCCUUUGUAGUAAAUCAUGCUAGUAAUCACCCAAAAAGUAGAGAAAAACUAAUAAGAUUUGGACAAAGUAGUCACAGAACAUAUAUACAUCUUAAAUAUUUCGGGUCAUAUUGGUUAGAUCGCUCUUUUUUUAUUUCAUCUACCAGUAGAAAUUAUAUAAAUUCCAAAACAAUUCCCAAUAAUGAACCUCAUUUAAAAUACUGUACUGAUAUUGACUUUUUCAAUUCACCUUCUACAUCACCUGAGUCGAAAUUUGCUACAUAUACGUUAUUUAGUCAGUCAAAGGCUUCAAGAAGUAAUCAAUGCCUUGUAACACCUAGUCAGACAUCUCCACUUCCUCCUGUUUCAUCAUUACCAGUGAAGAGCAGAAUAACAUUAAAUGUAAAACCAUUAGAUGAAAGCAAGGCAUUUGAAGUUGGAGUAGACACAGCUGCUGAUUUAUCCGUAUUUGCAAUAACUUUAUCACUAGUAUGCACAAGUUUGUGGAUGAGGAGGAGGAGACAACAAAAAUCACAAAAAUUACAAAAAGAAAGUGAAAAGAUACUAUUGGCGAGGGUAGAAAAGCUUGAAUCUCAAAUAAAUAAAUUCUUAAGUCCUCAGGUGUAG